Messenger RNA from Symbiodinium pilosum, 315 nucleotides. The record is from the annotation of a GenBank genome assembly. NCBI's taxonomy places the organism in Eukaryota, Dinophyceae, Suessiales, Symbiodiniaceae.
GCCCUCCGGGAUGGUAUCAGAACGUUCCGAAUGAAGCGGUUGAUACGGGACGUACGUGCGAGCAAUGCCCAGCGCCGUGCAACAAGUGCAACACUGCGGCUGAAUGCACGGAAUGCAAAGAUUCUGCGUUCUUGACGCCUUUCAGCACGUGCGAGCGGCCCUCAGAAUACACAUGCCCGCCUGGCCUCUAUCCCUUCGGCGCGGGGGAAAUCAACAUCACCUGCCAGCCGUGUUCUCCCAACUGUGACACCUGUGACACCUACGAGGUGUGUACCGCAUGCAAGAACGACAAGUUCUUGAACCCAGAUGGGUUGU